UUAAAAUUUAAAACCAAGCACGUGACAUUUUUGAAUAAUGAUUCAAUUAUAAGUUUAUACAGCUAGCCUUGGAAUUGGAUCACUCUUAUGUCAGUCAGCCAUGGCUAAAGUCUUGAUCUUGAUUUUCUUGGCUCUCUCAAUCCGAGCAAACUGCACACAGCUCAUAGAGUACUGUCGAAAACCACCUGCACUGUUCGUCUUCGGCGACUCUUUCUUCGACCCGGGAAAUAACAAUUACAUUAAAACUACAACUCUUGACCAAGCCAAUUUCUGGCCUUAUGGAGAAACCUACUUCAAAUAUCCCACCGGAAGAUUUUCUGAUGGCCGCUUGAUUUCUGAUUUUAUAGCUGAACAUGCAAAAUUGCCAUUGAUUCCUCCAUAUCUGCAGCCAAGAGAUUAUGACAGUUACUGUGGGGCAAACUUUGCAUCAGCUGGAGCAGGGGUUUUGCCAGAAACUUUUCAAGGAGCGGUAAUUGAUCUCAGAAUGCAGCUAAAAUACUUCGAGAAAGAGGUAAAUGCAGCUCAAUUGAGAAAGAAAGUUGGGGCUUUUGAUUCAAAAAUGAUUUUAUCAAAUGCUGUCUUCUUGUUUAGUAUUGGGACAAAUGAUUAUAUAAGCCCCUUCGUGCUAAAAAAUUCAUCCAUGCUGCCUUCUCAUCAAGAAUACAUUGCCAUGGUAAUCGGCAACCUCACACAAGUAGUAAAAGCCGUGUAUAAAAGAGGGGGCCGGAAAUUCGGGUUUCUGAACUUAGGAGACUUGGGUUGUCUUCCCGGCCUAAGAAUUUCUAAACCACAAAACGGAAGUGGGUGCUUGGAAGAGGCUUCAACCUUGGCAAAACUACACAAUGAGGCACUUCAAAAUGUCCUAAACAAAAUGAAGAACCACUUGAAGGGUUUUAAAUAUUCUCUGUAUGACUUCAACACCUUUCUUCGACAAAUUCUCAAUCACCCUUCCAGAUACGGUUUUAAAGAAGGUGAAAAAGCGUGUUGCGGGAGUGGGCAUUACAAUGGAAUAUUUAGUUGCGGAGGAAAAAGAGGAGUGAAGGAAUUUGAGCUUUGUAAAAAUCCAAAUGAAUUCAUCUUUUGGGAUUCUUAUCAUUUGACAGAGAGUGUGUACAAAAAAAUGGCACGUCAAAUGUGGUAUGGACCCUCUAAAGGACCUUACAACCUAACGCAAUUUUUUCAAUGCCUCUAAAUUAAUGAAUGCCAUUCAAUUUUUCUUCUAUGUUC
This is a messenger RNA of Olea europaea var. sylvestris, 1227 nucleotides long. Its product is annotated as GDSL esterase/lipase 5. Lineage: Eukaryota; Viridiplantae; Streptophyta; Magnoliopsida; Lamiales; Oleaceae. Gene Ontology annotation, molecular function: hydrolase activity, acting on ester bonds. The transcript has 5 exons. Bases 101 to 1192 code for a protein of 363 amino acids. The record is from RefSeq and is a predicted model, not a curated record.